This is a messenger RNA of Arachis stenosperma, 924 nucleotides long. RefSeq names its product lipid phosphate phosphatase epsilon 1, chloroplastic-like. Gene Ontology annotation, biological process: protein N-linked glycosylation; lipid biosynthetic process. The transcript has 4 exons. Gene Ontology annotation, cellular component: intracellular membrane-bounded organelle; endoplasmic reticulum membrane. The record is from RefSeq and is a predicted model, not a curated record. Gene Ontology annotation, molecular function: dolichyldiphosphatase activity. NCBI's taxonomy places the organism in Eukaryota, Viridiplantae, Streptophyta, Magnoliopsida, Fabales, Fabaceae. Bases 29 to 850 code for a protein of 273 amino acids.
UAGAUAUAGUAGUAUAUAUAACAUUACAAUGACAAUAGCAACAACCUCCAUUUGCUUCAGCCCAUCUUCUGAAUUUCUGGGGAUGAAAUUGGCAAAACUGAGAUACUUCAAAACUAUGUCGUUUCGUGCUGGUUCCUCUGCCUCAAGAUCUGUCUUGCCUGGUGGAGGCUUCAUUCCUUGUUUGCGAAGAAACAAAAAUUCUGAAGCAAUUCAGACAAUAAGAGAGCGUGGAUUCAGAGAAGGAAAUAAUCAUAAUAAUGACCAAGUUCAAGUUCAAGUGCUUGAACAAGAAGCCUUCAUUCAUGAUUGGUUUCAUGAUGUGGAGUCAACUCUCAAUCAGCUGAGCAAGUGGAUAGUAACGACCUUAUUUGUGGCUUUCAUUCUGUGGAGACACGACGGAGAAGCCAUAUGGUUUGCAGGAGGAUCUAUUUCAAAUGCAAUGUUUUCUAUUUCGCUUAAGAAAAUAUUGAACCAGAAACGACCUUCAACACUCAAAUCUGACCCUGGCAUGCCCUCUUCACAUGCACAAUCCAUCUCCUUUACCGUCCUCUUCGUAAUUUUGUCAAGUUUCGGAUGCCUAGGGGUAAAUGCAUACACCAUUACCUGCAGUGGGAUGGCCUUGGGGUUUGGUUCUUAUUUUUCAUAUCUACGGGUGUCGCAAAAGCUUCAUACAAUGAAGCAGGUGAUUGUUGGAGCAAUACUCGGAUCCAUUUUAUCUAUCUCGUGGUAUUGGCUAUGGAAUUCUUUCGUCUUAGAAGCAUUUAGAUCCUCUUUGUGGGUCAGGAUCACCAUUGCUUUGCUGUCUACUGGAAUUUGUCUCAAUUUUCUUUUCCAUGUUAUUCGCCAAUAGUGGCUUAAAGAAGCAUAUUUUUUUUAAUUAUUUUUUUUGUUGUAUCUACCGUCAACAACGAUGAACGAUAAUUA